CUUCCAAUGGGCCUGCUGGGUGGCAUCAACGGGGCGUUUUUUAUCGGCGCCUGCGUCAUAACGGUGGGUCUGCUUCUUGAGAUCAUCGGCGUGUCCACGGAGGAGUGGUCAGUGGCGUCCAUCCUGCACGCCACCCUCGGGCUGAGGAAGGUCUGCCUGGACGGGGAGUGCACCAGCUACAGGUCCAGACGUGCCGUGCUUGAAGUGACAGAAGCGUUCGCCAUCUUGGCCAUUCUGGGCACCAUUGCUACUCUGGCCAUAGCUGUGGCCUAUGUGACGAGUUUCAUCAUGGGCACGGAGAAGAAAUUUUCAUUGCUCGUUCUGGUGGGAGUGGUGGCCUUCUUCUCGCUCGUGUGUGCGGUCAUCAGUGUGUCCGUGUAUGGCAGCACAUUCCACCCCAAGAACAUGGACCUCGGCUACUCCUUCAUCCUCACCAUCGUCGGGGGGUGUUUGACGGCCCUGGGUGGGGUUCUCUCCUCCUUGUCCGCCUAAAGACACGUCCACUCUGCUUCACCUAUCACAAGGACCAGCAGGGGAUCAACGAUAAAGCCUUGUUUUACCACAGGAACGUUCAGUUUCUAUAUGUUAUUCAC
This is a messenger RNA of Physella acuta, 593 nucleotides long. RefSeq lists its product as uncharacterized. Gene Ontology annotation, cellular component: membrane. The record is from RefSeq and is a predicted model, not a curated record. Lineage: Eukaryota; Metazoa; Mollusca; Gastropoda; Physidae.